AUGGUGCAGAUCAUCUCUUUGAUGGCCCUUUGCUCCUCCUGGGCCGCUGGUGCUGCGGAUGUUGAUGCGGCUUGUGCACGGCGCCUUACUGAUGUUGACGAAGACCUGCUGGUGCAGACAAAGCUGUCGAGCAUCGGCACGAAUAUCGUUCUGGCACCCAGCGGUUCACGGCACGGCAUUGCGGCCGGCUUGCGAUGCCCGAAAUGGACAACUUGCCUGCGCUACAGUGCGACCUUUCCGCUCACAUCAAAUGGCUAUCCCGUCAUUGACUUCGUGAUGCGUUUCUACAUGGGUGAGGCCUUGGAUGCUGCCAUGGAGACCCUGUCUUGUCCCUAUUCUCCGCUUAUGGCGACUGAACUGCACGACGACGAACCCGAGAGUGCGGCGGAAGGAACCUUCAAGGGUGCCAAAAACAAUGGCGCUGACCAGUACGCUGUCUACUACGCUGGGUAUCCGUUGGCCAACCUCACACGACCAGGCUUCGCAGGCCUGAACGCGACGCUCCUGGGUUUGUGGCCGAACGCUGCAUACGUUUCCCUGGUGGUAUACUACGGCCUGACCAGAGCAAACAAGUCUGCGCUCACUUUCGUGCAGUACGAGGCAGCAUCUUUCGACGCAUUCGGAAGCGGAGUCCACUGCUGGGCGUCCGCCUCAAACCCUUUUGUUCGAGGAAGCCCCACGGUGCAGACCUACCUCAGGCAGACAAGCUGCGCAGACAGGAAUUGCACAAUGGGAGCAACCUCCCUGAGCGAGUGGAAGAGCAUGAACGAGACAAACGAUAUCCAGAGAUUCAGCGCAUCCAGCUCACAGCCGAGGCGGCGGCUGCUGACCAGUUCAUCCGGUUUAAGGAGAGCAGCUCGAAACUGCAGGAGUGUGCGGUACAGACGGAUGUGGCAUCCAUGGCGCAGGUGUCGCAGGGACGGCAACGUAUGCAGAGAUGCAAACACUGACGUCUAUCGCAUGUCCGCUGACUUAACAAACCUGGUUGGCGCAGACGCCCCCACGGGGACUUGCGCAGACUCAUACCUCCUCGCAGCUGCAGAAGGUAUUGUUCUGAAGUACCCUACCCUGAAUUGGACGGGCGUGUCGGUAUACAACUUUUCAUAUGGCUUCGUCAAGAUGCAAGUGCCCUUCGUUUUCAACAAUGCUGAGGCUAAAGUGUAUCGAGGGCUGCUAUCAGCUGAUCAUAAGCAUGGCUACGACCUCGACUAUUGGUCUGUUAGCAGCAGCUGGUACCAGGACAGCAACAACAGCAACUCGAACCCACAAUUACCCUUCACCGUGAACGCGCUCAUGAUGCAAGAUGCUGGCAUGAUGACCGACAGAGGCUACAGUUUCGUGCUCUUCGCGCCCGUUUCUGAAGUGCAGGCGUUAUACCACACAAAGGCGUUCAACAGCACAACGCCGCCGAAAGCAUACCUGCCUGGGCCUAAAGUGUGGGCGUACGUGCUGGCUGCACCUACCUAUGCCUUCAUUUUUCGCUACAAGAAUCCCAGCUCCGCCUGGGCUGGCAGCCCGGCCAAUGUGCCAUGCGCUGCGACUACCAACGACAUGUCCAACUCUACUGCAGGCUGCGAGACUCUUGGCAGUUGGGCUCCGAAAGUCACGCGGGUGAGCAGUGGGGCCAAGGGUGUUGCGCUGAAUGGCCUGCGGCAGCUAGCAGCCCUGGUGGUGUGA
This is a messenger RNA of Symbiodinium natans, 1677 nucleotides long. The record is from the annotation of a GenBank genome assembly. NCBI's taxonomy places the organism in Eukaryota, Dinophyceae, Suessiales, Symbiodiniaceae.